Messenger RNA from Hyaloscypha bicolor E, 3953 nucleotides. RefSeq lists its product as uncharacterized. The record is from RefSeq and is a predicted model, not a curated record. Gene Ontology annotation, cellular component: exosome (RNase complex); nucleus. NCBI's taxonomy places the organism in Eukaryota, Fungi, Ascomycota, Leotiomycetes, Helotiales, Hyaloscyphaceae. The transcript has 5 exons. Bases 252 to 3953 code for a protein of 1233 amino acids.
AUACUUUUCAACAAUCCUCCCAAGUCCAAGUGACCACCAUCAAUCAGCCUCCGGUUGAAGAAUCUGAUCUGCGUUGUCUUUGUUCCCAUCGCGUUUCUUACUCGACGUUCUGCGGCCCCUUUUCACCCUCUGUAGAGCCCUUUCUUUUUGUUGCACAAUGACGCUCGAGUGUUGACCGCACCUCGAGAUAUCUGUCACUAACCAUCAAGCUCUAUCGUCCAUCGUACGAAUGAAUCUCGUCAUACAAGACGAUGUCAGACUAUCCAUCAACGCCGUCAUACGGCGCAAGCUAUGGAGCUCGAGAUCAGACGAACCCAUCCUACCUUCCCCCAACAUACCCAAAUCAAUAUAUCCAAGGAGACGAUGGCCGCACAGGGCACAUGGCUGCGAAUUAUGACGCGUCGAUGGCAGCCUAUUCAUACAAUAGGGCUGUACCUACCUUCAGCGCUGCAGCUGUUGCCUCGGGAGUUCCUCCUCUGCCAAUAUACCAAGGUUGGAACCAGGACUCUGUCCCACUGCCUUCGUAUACGGCGCCACACAAUCCCCCACAAUAUGCCAGCUAUGGUAAUGCCUCCCAAGCCAACCCGCAAAACUACCAACACCAAGCCAUGAACCAGCAGAGCUACCACCAGAACACCGGGGUAGCCAAGCCCUUUGAGCAAGCAGACCUCAGCGAGGGAGAGUUCGAAGAUGUUGGGGCUUCAACCAAUACUCCCCCAAUUGGUUAUGGCUCAAAUCAUUACUGCGGAAAUGAUGGGACUGGCUACAUGGAUACCGCACAACGUGCUGUGUAUUCCCGAGCUCAGGACUACAGUCCACAGUCGGGUUACCAAGCAAACUACAACUAUCCCAGUCACAAUACCUCUCAGAUGGGACGUCAACAAUCAGACUCUUACUCACCGUACGUUUCACCUGGCGGAGCUGACCAUGACGAGCAACCAGGAGGAGUUCAGGCACGCAAUGCAUAUGCACCCAGCCACAAUCAAGAUCCUAUCAAUGGGACACCACAGAGUCAGUAUGGAUGGGCACAGGAUGGGACAGCCAAUCAGCCACAACAUAAUUCCUAUGCAAACGGAUAUCACACAUCGCCGAAGGCGGAUAGUGGCAUUCAAGCUCCGGCUCCCAGUCAGCCAGCCCUCGGGCAGCUUGCUAGUGCAGCAAAUGGCAAAUCAGUCGCGGAGUAUCGUAAGAAGGCUCAAGGAGCAAUACUCAAUCUCUUGCCUUACGAUGUCCGAUAUCAAACAUACAUCGAUGAAGGGUUCAAGGAGGAUAUUGUGGACGCACUUUUUGAUGAUCUCAAGAUGCCUCGGACAUCAUCCAAAGCUCCGAAUGGAAUCUACCUCGCCUCUGGCCCCCAAACUUCCAACGAACAACGCAAUGGCACCGGAACACGUAGCCUGGCAGCUGGUUUGAACGAUGCUCAACAUGGUCCCUCGUCAUUAUCGCUGGGCACAAAUUUGCAGCAGCCGAAAGGCACAAGCAUGCCGCAAGCAUCGCUAUCUCCUUCAACCAAUACAGUACUAGCGUCUGCUCCAGUAAAGUCAACGAUGAUGACGGAAAAAGAACGGACUUUACAAACUAAAAUGGACGCUCUUCGGAAGUCACGGGAAGAGCGCGCUCAGAAAGCGGCAGCCAAGAUGAACCCGUUGGUAGCACUAGUCCCAGCUCCCCAGCUAGAGGCAACCAAGGUUACAGAGUCUAUAUCUGAAAAGCCGAAUUCACCUCCACAAUCUCCAACUAUCGCGAAAGCUCAACCGCAAACCUCUUUUGCACAACCGAUUCCUUCAGAACAACUACCCGUAGCACCGCAGCAGCCAAACCCGCAGCCCAAGACGCAACAACAGCCUCUGAUGAUCCCGGGUCUGUUCCUAGCAUCAGCUGCUGCAAGCCCUGGCCAACAACCAACUCUGCAAGUCGCUCUUCCUACUCCCCUUCCAAGCAGUCAACGCAAGCGUCCGGUCGCUGCCGAUUUCGACGAUCCUCUCCCCGCAAUGAGCACGUUCAAGCGGCCAUUCGGAUACAGCCCGCACAACGAUGGACGACCCUCUUUGGUAAUCGAUCUCAGUGAUGACGAAGAUGAGGAUGUUGCGAUGGAUCUCGAUUCUCAAGCAGACCAGGAUUCACCAGCGCACUCCGUCCGAAAGAUGUCCGAUCCCCGAUCUACCAAUGCUCAGAAUAUGCCGCCAACGAACCCUCCAACCCGUAAACCUUUCACACCCCCAAAUACUUCCGCAACCAACACUCCCUCGAUGUCUUCGAAAGCUUCCCUCGGUAGACCUGACGUUCUGAUACGAAAAGAGAGCGAGAUAGAGGAGUUGAAAAAGAAGAUUGCCGAAGCGGAAGCACGAAAGAGGGCUCGAAAGACUCCGAGUGGGACUCUCACCCCUCGAGCCUCUGAGUCAAAUGGCUCGGAGGCGAAAGACGCCAAUGUUUCAGAAGAGCCCAAUUUGGGAAGCAAAGUUGCAGCUUCGAUCAAAAUGCAAAGUUUAAUCGUCAUUGCAGAUAACAAAGCCACUCUGGAGCAGCAAAAGCUUGCGGAUGCUCAAACUGCCGAGAUCGAAAAGGCUGCUGAGCUGAAGCGCAACGAGGCCGAGCAAAAGCGUCUACGUCGUGAAAAGAUAGCAUCCGACUUGCCCUUGGUCGAAGCUGAGGUUCUUCAGAACCAAACGAGGUUGGAACAGUUGAGAGCUGAAAUGGCAAAGAUUGAAGCUGCUGUUCAGAAGAGCUUGGAGGACAAACAAAGACUUGCCGAGGAGAUGGAACGACUCGGACAAGAGGCAGAGGACCAGCUUCAAGAGCAGAAGGACAAACUGAAUACUCUAACCCAGCAAGAAUCUCGGAGCAGCAAUGAUCCCUCUGUUCCACCAUCUUCGCCCCCGAUCGCGCAAAUGAGACUUCCGUCACGAUCCAAGACCCCCGCCAGCCUACCUAACGAAGCCACGACACAAGCAACAGCCCUCAAUGGUGACUCGAAUCCUACGACAAAUACAGAUGACAAUCAAGAUCGUGCUGAGAACGCUUUACUAGAACCAAUGGAGACAAAUGAGGCUUCUGUCGAGAGCGAGCCAACUGAUCAAGCACUCGAGGCGGCGUUGCAGGAGGCAGUACGGGCGGAAGCAGACUCCCAUUCUCGUGACGGCCAUGUGAUGGACAUGGAGGUUUCGUACGCCCCCGACCCAGCUCAAUUAGCACCGGAAGUGCCUGCGGAACCCAUCGAGGAGGACAACCGAAGCCCGGAAUACUUGCCCGAGCUCAACCGUACCGCUCCAGAAGUUACUGACCGCGAGUCCGACGGUUACGAGCCGCCAGAUGCGACAGCCCCAACUGAAGCUCCCGAGUCACCACCAUUCAGCCCUGCCCCACCCGAAUCUAUCCACGAAGUCGCAGAUGAAUCUAUACCGGAAAUUAACUCGACGCAGGCAAUUAGUGAGGAUGGGGAAAUCACAACUGACUAUAUCCAGCCAUUGGCCGAUGGCACUGCUCAAGCGCUUCUUGAAGAUGUCUCCAAGGAGGAUUCAAACAAGAUUCAAUUAUUCACUCCUUACGAAAGCCCCUUAAAGCAAUUUCGAGCGUACAGAUUCCAUCCCGAGUUCAAAGAGGACAUUGCUGGAGGUUUGAGAUCCAUGACAUACAGUCACAAGAUCGAUCCUAACGCAGAAUUCUGCCGCUAUGAAUUAGCAGGGGGUAUUUGCAACGAUACCACGUGCGACUUUCAACAUUUCAGAGACACCAAGCUCCCCGAUGACGCAGUUCUAACUGCCCUUGGAUCCCCCGACGAAUUCACAGGAGAGCAGCGAGAGAAAUUCUGCGAGGGAUUAAGACAAGUUCUCAUGGACCUGCGAGUGCGGAAGAUUAGAGAUUUUGACAUUAUCGCGUCUGAGAUUGUUGCCCACCGCUCCAAAUUCCUUGGCGAUAAGUCAAAGGUCCUGGCGUUAGAGGGCACAACCAUCUGA